AUGCAUGGUGGCUAUUGGACCAGAAGAGACGAUGCCGCCAAGAAGCCGCAUAUCAUGCUUGCCGUGAAGCACAAUGUGGCCGGAGAUGAAAGGCUUCUGAAGGGAGACGUCCUUGUGAUUCUAGCUGCCCUCAAGACUCGUAUGGAGUGGGCCAAGCUACAGAAACAUAUAAUUAUCCCCAUCAUGCUCUUCUCCUUUAUGGGUCAUCAUGUAAAGAUUAUCGAGGGCUAUCAUGAUGGCGAUCGUCCGCCAAAGCCCUUUGUUCGAGUUUGA
This is a messenger RNA of Talaromyces rugulosus, 273 nucleotides long. RefSeq lists its product as uncharacterized. The transcript is spliced from 2 exons. Lineage: Eukaryota; Fungi; Ascomycota; Eurotiomycetes; Eurotiales; Trichocomaceae. The record is from RefSeq and is a predicted model, not a curated record. The coding region runs from base 1 to 273 and encodes 90 amino acids.